AUGAGUAACCUCUACGUAGUUGAACUUGAAAAACUUUCGUACAUCCAUCAAGAAAAAUUUCAGCAGUGUGGAAAAUUAUACAAUUGUCUUUUUUUUGUUUGCCCAUUAGGAGUUGCAUUAGGAUAGGUUUUCCUUGAGAGUCUAGAAAAAAUCUCUUUAGUUCUAAACUGGCUCGGAUUAUUGUAAGAGGUUGAUUCGGUUUUUGCGGCUUUUCUGUUUUCAAGCAUAUGCCAUGUUGUCCUCAUAAGUUAUUUUUGUGUAUCAAUUUUGAGUUUCUAUGACUGAAUCAUAUUGCUGCAUUUUUAUGUGCUCCCAACUUGGAGUGUCUCAUAUGCAUAGUCGGUUAAUUUGGGUGACAUUAAGGUAUGGAUAGUUCUGAUCGUCCUUCAUUUGCAUGAAAAUUACUGUUGCAACAAGGAAAUCUCAGGUUAAACCCAAUUUUUAUGUUCGACUUUAAGUGAGAAAUAGAACUACUAUUGCAUGCCUUCGCAGGACGUAUGUGAUGCACUUGGCUUUUUCAGGUUUCAGUUUUUAUGGAUAAUGAUGGUGUUGAAAAACUUGAGGAGUAUCGAAUGUCUCCAGGAAGACUUGUUCCUGAUACCAAACACUUCGUGGAUGAAAUUGAUAUUGCAUUAUCGUGUACAAGAUUUCCAUGUAUUACUUUGGGUAAUUCACCACUAGUUGAAUUAUAUGGUGGUGUCUUGUAUGAAGAAGCUGAAAUGAAUCUUUUAGCAUCCAAAACCGGUAGAGAAUAUCGAUACUCUGGGAAUGUGGUCUUUACUGAACAUGAAAAUUCUGAAGAAAGGCCUUUGCUAGAAUCCACUCAUUCAGAUGCAACUUUUUCUGCAUCUGAUGAAAUGAAUUUGCAUCUGCUGUCAUAUCCUUCUGUACCAUUCUCCUCAGAUUCUGGAGAGCCAAAGCCUUUCACAGAGAAAUCAAUCAGCAAACCAGCAGAAAUUUCAUCAGAUUCGGAGUCCAUUUUGGACAAGCCUAUUAAAUUUCUACCAGGAUUAUCCAGCAGAUGCUGUCGACAGCUGGAAAACAGUGGUUUUCAUACGGUACUCUGUGAGCUUAUACGGAAAAUGUUUGCAAUAUCUUUCUGAUCAGAAGAUAAAUAGUUCAUUGGUAAACGUGCAGGUACGCAAGUUGCUACAUCAUUUUCCUCGUACCUAUGCUGAUCUACAGAACUCUAGGGAUGCUAUUGAUGAUGGGCAGUACCUAAUUUUUGUCGGAACUGUGCUAGCUUCCAGGUAAAGUUGCAACCAACAGUUGAAACAACUGAAUGAAUAGAACUUAGGCGAACUUAAUCUUAUUUGAAAUAACAGAAUACUAUGAUUCUAAUUCUUUUGUUCUAGUUGCGGUUUUCAUACUCUGGAUAGAGUUCAGUCAAUGAGAGACAGAUUCUGAUUUUUGUUUGGAAUGUCCCAUUUUUCAUUUAAAAGUACACCUGUUAAUCAAAUUACCUGAUUUCUUCUGAAAGCUGUUGACAUAACGGUGGGUCAAAUUGAACGAACUUUAGUAUCAAAACAAUGGGGUUUUAUUUUUAUCAUUUCAAGGAGUGCAUGUCACAUGAAGCAGAAAUAUGCAAGCACAAGAAUCGUUUAAUGUUCAUUUCAAACGUGCUAGCCCAAUGAUGGUUUUUACUCUCUAGUUACAAAUUGAAAUAUUUUAUGGAGUUUUACUAUUCCAGUUGGGCAGAUGAUUACAGGUGUGAUAUGUUUGUAUUACAUAGUUGAGCCCUUGCUUGACUUAGAGCUUUAAUUUAUGAGCUAUAAUAGCCUUUCUGAAAAAUUGCCUUGACAGUGAAAAGAAGGCAAUUUAAAUUAUCCUGCUGGUUUAGAUCUUAGGAGAUAGUGUUUCAUGCAAAUAUUUGAAAGGAAGUCUGUGGAAUCUUAAUAAAUGCAAGGCUUCUAAAUUGUGAUUUUAAGAAGUAGCAAGCAGACAUGCCGUCCCAAUAAUGAAAGUUCUCUCUCUGUGGUGUAACUCUAAGUUGAGUUUUUGUGGUUUUCUGAUUGCUAGAGUUUAGAUUCAAGUCUUAGAAAAAUGCUGAUAGUGCAAUAUCCUUUUGGAAUCGUAGAAUUGUAACAUUUUUUGAUAUUUCUUCAUCUUUGAUUUUUCUCUUGAUCUGCACCAUCUCAUUAUUCUGAAGUCCUUUUCAUGAUUUUCCUUUGGUCAUAAUGGAUUUAUUUAAAUGACAAGAUUGCGUCAACUUUCAGAGAAUGUAUGGUUGACCAAUAGGGUUGUGAAAAACGGUUUCAAUAUAUUUCGACAUUUCAACAUGAUAAUAUUAAACGGAUAAGCAUCUUGGAUAAUCAUUAUUUUAUACAAAUUUGUGAUUGUAUUUCUUAAAUGUUUUAAUGAUCCGGCAAACUUUACAUUUUUUGUGACAUAAAUUAUUUUUGUGCUCUUAGGGGAAUCAAAGCCAGCAUUUCGUUCUCAUUUGUUGAGGUUCUUGUGGGCUGUGAGUUUGCAGAUGGUAACCACAAUUUUGACGACAGUAAUAAGGAUCAUAGCAGCAAACAAAACAGAAUUGUUUAUUUACACUUAAAGAAAUAUUUCCGAGGUACUCGAUUCACAAACCAGUCCUUUCUUCGAAGCCUUCAGUCGAAAUAUAAAGAGGGCGAUCAUGUAUGUGUUAGUGGCAAGGUGAGCAGGGCCCAUGUUAUUUUUUAACGUUAUUGCUUACUUUCUGUAUUGAAAGUCUAAAUGUAUUUCAUCAAAAUAAACCAUUCUAGUUAAGAUAAAUUUAUUAAACUCUUAUCAUUUCUUUUUAUUCUCUUUCAAACAACUAACAUAGCUUUUGAAUAGUUUUUUGCUUUCAGUUAUUUUUUGUUGCUUAGUUUUUUGUCUCUUUUCGUUUUUUACGUCCUUUAUUGUAACUUACUUCAAAUGGAUGUGUACAGUCCAUACAUUUGACUGAUGCAGUUUCUGAUCUAUCAGAAGUUAUGUACGUGCAUACACACUGUAUGUCAUUUUGAAUUGGCAUGCUUAUAAAUGGAAGUUUUUAAAAUGUGAAUCACAUCGUGAAGGUAUCUUUUGGAAUAUGAUUUUUACCAUCAAGGGUACUGGGAAAGUACAGUAUUUUUCUGCCUACAAACGACUGGAAUUUCAUUUUUUUAUUAUUCCCGUUGAAGUUGGUUACUGCAUCAGAAUCUGACCUUGGUCCCAAAUUAGUUUGACCUCGCUUGGCUUUCUCAUUUGAUGUAUUUUCAGACUUUGGAAUAUCUGGGGACAUGGGGAUUGUGGUGGUUAAGGUGUGCUAGUAUUAUACCUUGUGAGGUCUGAGUGAUACAGCUUAGUUCACUUUGACAGUGACCCGACUCAUGCAUGAUCUAUGAUCAGCAUGUGUUGACUCAGAUUAACUUGCAUGUUACUGGAUUGGGGUUGGCUGAAUUUUAGCAUUUCAGAUGAUUGGGUUUUAUCAAUGCAUCUCUUAUGGGCUAGACAUGUAUGGUGUGGCCCAUCCCAGAUUUCCAAACGGGCAAAGAUCUAAGUUCGCCGACGUUGAAUCUGAUGAUUAAACUUUGGCGCUUUAGUUUAUCAACUUAAUCUUAAGAUCAAUACUUCAUACCUUGUGUUGAAUCGUUUAUUUGUAGCCACUAACUGUACUUAAAUCUGCUGUUUUGAAUCCUCUAUGCAAAUUCUUCACGAUGACUCUAGAUUAGGGUUUUAUUCUGGAUAAUUAUAUUGUGAAAUUUAUGAAUGGAUGGUUAAACAUAAAAACAAAGAAUACGUCAAAUGCAGAGUAGAUCGGAGGAAGGGCUGCAUGUGACUGGAAUGCACCAUUCCCUAUCGAAUUGCAGGAUGAUGUCCUUAGCUAUCAUCUUGAAACUUUGGGGCAGAUCGAGAUCUGAAGGCAAAAUAUGGUGUUGAAUUCGGAAGCGGGUUUUAAAAUGAUGAAUGGAGAUGAAGGUGUCAUAACAUCUAAGAGAGGGGUUUACCAUUUUGAAUCAAUUUCUAGGAGAUCAGAUCAGGGUUUCAACUUGGUGGAAGUUUGAUUGAUAUCCAAGUUGCUUCAAAGAGUAUAGUCUGUUUUGUACACGCCAGUAAGAUGAGUGCUCUCUCUGCUAUGCACUCACUAAAAUUAUCUUUCUUCUUCAUCUCCGGCAUCACGCCUUCCUCUUCCUGAUGAUGGACAUUUAAAUAUUUAUGUGGCUUCUUCCUCACUUCCCUAAUUUGAUGAUGAUAAACACCAGAAAAGUUUCACAGAAAGCCAUCAUCAAUGUUCAUUGACUUGUGUAAUUACAUAUCCCCAUAGCACUCAGAAUUACAUUCCCAUGAUACCAGAGACAAGCUAUAUGCCGUAUAUCAUCACUAUGAUUAAACUUCCCCUAUCACACUUGCGAUCUUCCCCUCAUCCCUGCAUUAUGCUUCUUGUCAGUAAAGAAUAUCUUUAGUGCAUCGUCAUGCUAGUUCUGUCCUUUCUCUCCUCUUCACCUGCCCACAUACUCCCAUAAUAUUCGUUUCACCAGAAUACAGCCCUAUGCAUCUUCUCAUAGAGAGUUGCUUCAUUUCAACACAUGCAAUGGUACGAUGGUUAAGUCCAUAACGUUGGUGGCAGAUAGGUCCUCCCUUCUGCUAUCCCUGUAUCUCACUGGGUUUGUAUAAUCCCUCAGGAAAAUCCCAAACUCAGUAGACUGAAGCAUCGCUGCUCCAUAUCCCUUUUUCCACCGGCUUGCUGAUCAGAUUUCGCUUCUAUUCCGUGACAGGAAAAACCGUCAGAUUGGAGCUCAGAUGGGGAAACUGGCUGGAGUAUGCCUCAUUACCAUUACUAUCAUUCACUGAUUGCCAGGUGGGAUUCAAUUGGACAGUCCUGGUUAGGGAAGUCCUUGAAGGUCCAAGUGGGACUCAAAUGAGAGGAAAACCUGAGUUCCUCCCUUUCCUUGGCCUAUUUGCCUCUCCCCUCUGCACUCUAUACUUCUGAAAAUUCUUGGAGCCAUAAAAACAUGGAAAACACUGUCCUGUGUCAUGUGAAAACAGCUUUCCAACAGAAUUCUUGAAUAUGAAUUUAGGAAUUGGAGUAUAUUCUAUUUAUACAAGUCAGAAAUCUGGAGAUUACCAAAGUAGAUUCUGCUCUCAAAUUCACUCUCUUUUAAUAGUAGAUCUAUCUAUUGUCCCUUCACUUAUAUUCAGACUUGUUGACCGUUUAUAGUUGGGCAACAAAACCUGUUACUUCUGCCAUGAAACCAACCAAGAGAAAAAUGCACGCUCUUCAGAUCAGGUUUCUGCAUAGAAUGUUUGUCCAUGUUCAUCUGCCAACCCGAUUUCCGUGGGACAAUUCCCUUCACCUAAUCUUUGCUCUGCUGUCUCAAAUCCUUUGGUUUUGGGAUUCACAGAUUCCUAUGCUCAGUGUCCGCAGCUGAGUGUUUUCUUAAUGAACUGCCAUCUCCUUUUUCUCUCCAGUUCUCAUAUUUUCUUGUGAAGACUGUCAAAAGGAGCUCUCAUUAUGAAUUACUGUUUAGUUUUUUAAUAAAAUUUUAACUGUACAAUCAUCAGAAAAUGUUGAACGAUAAUGUUUACUGUAGUCAUCAGAAAAUGAUAAUGUUGAACGAAUGACAAAGAUAAUUAAUGUAAGGGUACAAGGAUGGGAGGGUGGAGUUGGGGAAUGACCAGGAGUCCAGAGUGUUAGAUUAGGAUGAAAGUGGUUGAACAGGGCUUUAGUGGCCAUUUGAAACGCAAAAUGGACGAAGAUGAGAGGGAGGAGGACCUAGCCUGAGAGACAGGUGGAACCAUCGAGAAAAGGAUUGGGGGCAUGUGAGUGACUGGUGAAAAUUGGUACCUUGGGGGAUCAAGUGAUGGAAAGAGAGCAGUACAGAGUGAGUAUUCGCUGUUGGCUAUGGAAAUCUUAGGGAGAUGGAGCUUCUUCUCGAAUCAUAUCGUAGGGAGAUGGAGUGAUGGAAAGAGAGCCCAAGCAACUUGGCUUUGUGGAGCCACUUCUUAACUUAUAUCAAGUUGGAAGAUUUAUUUAUUACAAAUGAAAGGAAUUGUUGAAUGCUUUAUUUCUACGUAUGUGAUUCAACGUCAUGGGAUAAUGCAGGUGAAGAAACUUCAAACUGAGGACCACUAUGAGAUGAGGGAAUAUAGUAUUGACAUUCUUGAUGAAGAUGGGGGAAGCAAUCCUCACGCUGAGAGAAGGCCAUAUCCUCUGUACCCUGCUAAAGCAGGGCUGAAACCAGGAUUCUUGAGGGAUAUCAUAUCAAGGUACUUGUUUAUUGUUUUUCUUCUAACUCUAAGAUGCUUACUCAAUUUUUUGAUCAUCUUGUCUUCUCUAACUCUUGAAAAUGAAACAAAUUACUAGAUAUAAUCUGGAAAGAUCACUUGGAUUUAAUGAUCAUCUGAGGGACAGUAUUCUUGAAGUAAUUUACAUAGAUAAAUUACUACCAUAUUUUGAGAAUUCAUAGAUCCAAUCUCAAUCUCAAUUUCGUUAAAUUGGCAUUUAUCUUACACCUUUUAAGAGAGAAUUUUUCUUGGUUUAAGUACAGGAUCUGUUCUUUGACCUCCCCUCCAAUGAAUGUGCAUUCAUAUGCAGUACUUGUCAUUAGCUUGAUGCAAAACCCAGAAAGAGGUUGGGGUUGCAUGAGAGCUAUUCCAUCGCAGUCAUGUUAAUGUUGAGAGGGAUUUUAUAUCUAUUAAGCUUUUGAUUCGGUGUCUAUAGGUUUUCAAUUAGCACAAAGGUUUUAUUUGGCUUUUGUGAAUGAGUUAUCUCCUUGAUGUAGCUUCUUUUCCUUCUUUAUUUUCUUUGUUCCUUAUCAUAUAUUUGAUGAACAUUAUAUUGAUCUUACUUGAGUAAUCUUGAUUCUUUUCAAUAUUUUUAUUCCCUUGGACGAAACAGAGCCUUGAAAGUGGUGGAAAGAGAUAUUGAUCCUAUCCCUCGCAUGGUUCUCAGUGAGUUCAAUUUGGUGGAUCUUCGAGAUGUAAGUUAGAUCUUGAUGACGUUGCAUGGUUUAUUUUAUGGCACGACUUAUUUCUAAUCUGAUACUGACGGGCUAAAGAACUUCAUUACCGGUGCAAAAGUAUUUUUUUCGCCAAGCAUUGGUUGAUUGAUCUCUAUUUCUUUGAAGACCCAUUCGCGUUAUGGAAGUCUCGAAUUUGGAGAUUUGAAGAGCAUAGCUUGUAUAUGGUAUUGCAAUGUGUAUAAAUACAUAUAUCAAAGGUCAUAGGCCAGAAAGCAAAAAAAUAUAAAAUAGGGAAAGACUCUAUAGGGAAUAAACUAUCCUCUUUCAACUCCAAGGUUUACUAAGGUUUACCUAAAAGCACUCUAAAGUGUGGAAUCAUUUGAGACUUGAUGAAAUAGCUCUUGAAUGAGGAAAUGAAAAUUAGUCUUUAUUUGUUUAGUCUACUUCUAGAAGGCAGGAUUAUUUACAACGUGUAGAGCACUUCAAUUUUGAAAUAGUGAAAUCGGAUUUAAAGAAGCUAUGAUUAGAUCUCGAAAAAGAAAACAAAGCUAGACUCAGAAAAUGUGUUAAUACUCGGGUUCGGUGCUAGAACGCGAAGUAAUAACCAACUUCUCGUUCCUCCAAGAGAUGAGAGGCUUUUUACAAUUAUUUUUUUAAUCCAGAUAAACAUUAUAGAUUCCCAGUUGAAUUAACCAUUGGUCACUCCAGUUGAUUAUUUAGCAUAGUUACAUCAGAAGUUUAAUAUCUCUAUGUUUCCUGAGCUCAUUUUUUUUCUUUCAACCAUUCGCAUUGCUAACUCGUAUUCCUUGUAUCAAAAUAGGCUUAUAUUGGAAUUCAUCACCCAAGAGAUUUGGAUGAAGCUGAUUCAGCUCGGAGAAGACUAAUCUUUGAUGAUUUUUUUUACUUACAGGUAUUUCUGUAUACCAAUCAUGAGAGAAUCGUUUGGGAAUUCUUCAUCAUUUGUACUGUAGUUUGCAAUAAUACAUUUUCUUUCACCUGAGGGAAAGCCCUUUAUAGCAUUGUAUCAUGUUGCAUAGCUGGAAAUUCUUUUUUUUUGUUUGCUUUUAAGCGUUCUCAUGAAAUUGGUUUGUAGUUUUAUGGAGAAUAUGAACAGACGAAACAGCAUUGCACUUAAUAUAGGAUAGUCUUAGUCUUUUUCUUCAAACUCAAUUUGAUCGUUCUUAAAUCCUGCACGAGGGUCAGUGGUCUAUCAGGUAUGUGCUUUAAGUAUGCCACUCAGUGCUCUGGUUUCCGUAUCUCAUCUUUUUUUACUAUGGAAGUUGAGUUUUAGAUGAAUCAAUGUGAUGGAGAUGAAGAACCCGGACAGUGGUGUUCUAGACAGCUGUCAAGGUUCCUUUGUUGAAUUUUUUCUGAUGAAUUUUCAUAUGUUCUUUGAUAUUCAUUUUCCCAGUUGGGAAGACUAUUUCAGAUGCUUGAGGCCCUGGGAACACAAAUUGAAAAGGAGGAUCUUCUAGACAAAUACCGAAGACAGGGUCUGAACACCAUUUCAAACGAUGACUGGUGCGCCCUUACAAGGAAAUUUCUAGAGGCACUACCAUAUUCUCUUACCCCCAGUCAGCUUGAUGCUGCUUCAGAAAUUAUUUGGGAUCUCAAGAGGCCUGUGCCUAUGAACCGACUUCUACAGGUGUGUACCACUAUUUUGCAGUUCAGUUUUUUCUCUACUUUUUCGAUAAAAUUCAGCCAAAUUUGUUAUCAGGUCGUCUAGCAAUUGCUGAUGCUUUAUAGAGUUUGUGGUAUGGACCAUGAUUGUUGAAUUUCUCAAUCCUGUUGGGCUCCUUUAAAGACUUUAAUUUCUGGACUGAUAUUUGAUAAUGUUGUAGGUGAUUACUCUGUUGAGUUGAUAUUGAUUAAAGAAAUAGUAUACCUGUAGAAGAAAGAAAUAAUGAACAGUGGGCACCUGGAAGUUUGUAAAAUCUGAAAAGUCAUGUGAGGUCAUAUGUGUACAUAGCUCCGAAGCUAGAAAAGUUAGGCACGACAGUGUAAACAUUGUUUGAAUUUACAGAUAAAUGCUGCUAGAAACUUCUUGCCUGUCAUUUGACUAGGUUUCUUAGCCUACUUCUUUGCUGGGUCUUUCUUGAAAAGGCUGGAGAAGGUUCUAGUGUUGGUUUUGAGGUCAGGACAGGAGAAUCAGUAGAGCUUAAUCUAGUUACUAAGAUGAGCAUCCACAUCUAGGUCUCCUUUCUUAUUAUUAAUUCUCAUGUCCAUAUUCCUCUGGAUGUGCACCAACAGGAGUUCAUUUUUUUAUUCAAAACAGUUCUUCCCGUCUUGAUUCAGUAACCAGUAUCCUACGUUUUCUUUUAUUUUUGUGUUCUUCAUGCUUCCUCUCUUUCUAUUCAAUUUGCCAAAGCAUCUCAUGUUACUGUCUAAUUUUCGCUAUAUAGAUGAUCCUAUAAGGUACCGUUGUCACCCAUAAAUGCUCGCAGAGGUCCUAUUGGUAUUCAGUGCUUAUAUUGUCACAUCAAACUGAAAUAUCUUAAUAGCUGUGCGUCCUUUAAUUUUUUACAUGAUGUCUCUUCAGGGUGAUGUUGGCUGCGGGAAAACAGUGGUAGCUUUUCUUGCAUGUAUGGAGGUCAUUGGAUCAGGCUUUCAGGUUCGUAAACAUCAUCUUUUUUUAUUUCAGUAUAACGAGCAAAUAUCAUUUUUCAAGACCUUUGUAUGUCUCUUUUAUGCAUGGAUUUAUAUGAGCAUGAGAAUGGCUGUUGUUAUUGAUAGUGAAAUGAGUGCUGAGUAAGCUAUAAGGUUUUGUAUUGAGUUUGUUUGGAAAUUAGCCCACAUCAACCCUGAAGGAUUUUUGUGUUCUUUAUCCUAAAUGUUGGACAUUCCAUUUCAUUUCAGGCAGCUUUCAUGGUUCCAACUGAACUUCUUGCCACACAACACUACGAACAUUUGCUAUCUUUACUUGAAAAUAUAAAGGAUGUGGACAAGCCUUCUAUUGCUAUACUCACUGGAUCCACUGCUUCAAAGCAAUCACGGAUAAUUCGCCAGGUAUUCUACUUCGGCCUUGAUUUCCAUAUUACUUCCAGUUACAUGUUCAGUGAGUGAGAUUUUUACCUGUUUUUGUGUUGAUAGGGUCUUCAAUCUGGAGAAAUAGAUAUGGUCAUUGGAACACACAGUUUAAUAGCUGAAAAGGUAGAAUUUUCUGCAUUACGUAUUGCUGUUGUCGAUGAACAGCAACGAUUUGGUGUAAUCCAGAGAGGGAGAUUCAAUAGCAAGGUACUUCCUAUUAAGAAAUUUAUUACCUAAAUGGAUUGGCAUUAAUUUCUUGAUUUCUCUGGAUUUGCUCAGGUGUUGGUCAAAUGAUCCCAAUUUUAUGCAUAAAAUUUUCUAAAUUGAUCAUAUGCAUUUGCUAUAUCAUAUUAAUAAUUUCAGCUGUCAGAUUCAAUGUGUCACUGGGCUUUAUCGUUUUGCUGUGUAGAAUGGUACUUAUCUCCUAUGUCAGCACCUACUUUAUUUUCAUAAAGGUGGCUAUGUUCCUAGUUGUAUUGUGCUAAUUCCAUAAAGAAAUACACAGCGCAGCAUUUUUGAAAAUGAUACUGUUUGGGCACUAGUAAAUUCCUGUUUCUCUUUAAAAACUCUGGCACACCCUAACAAACUUGUACGACUUUCGCCGUAGAAACAAAACCUUCUGUUUACAGAAAUUAUUAAUGUCUGACUUUUUAUUUCUCAUCCGUGAAUGCUGUUGUGAUCAUCAAAAGACAACAAUAGACGAUUAGGGACGCCUAUUCAGUUUGGAAGAAUAGUUGAACCUUUGCUGCUGUUUCAUCCUCCUGUUUGUUUAUAUAACGGAACAGACGAUACGAUAAAUAUACAAAGAGGAAAAUAAAGAAAAUCAAUACGAGAGAAUAGAUGUGGCUUAGGAAAAAAAUCUUACAUAACAGGUGGAGACGACGAGAUUGUUUAAUCGACAAAAAUCGCAAGGGGAGGACCUUUCUCACCCCUUGGACCUUUGGUAUUUUUUUCUAAAGGGGUUCUUUGAAAAGUAAGAUGCACAGAGGCCCAUACGGUUUAAUUUGAAAUCAUCUCUGACUAGAGCUCACUAGCAAUGCAAGUCCUAGAUAGCCUUUAAAUCGUCUCUCAAUAAGAGUCCAAACGGAAAUGCGGUUGUAGCCUUUAAAUCGUCUCUUAAUCAGAGUCCUAACGGAACUGUGCCUUGUUUCUUUCUUUUCUAAAACGAAGUUAAUUUCUUGAGUUAUUUGAAAAUGGCUCGUUAAUUUGUUUUCAGCUAGCAUGAUUUUGCGUACUCUCCAACUGCUUGGUCGCAUAUUAAAGACAGUUUUUCCACGUCUUUUUGUCUUCUAGUGCCAUUUUAAACAUUUUCUUUUCAAACAUCCUUUUUUAGUUAUUUUGAACGAAUUUAAAUUCUGACUUAUCCUUCUGUGUAUUUCUAUCCUCAGAAUAGUACAUUACUUAAUCUCGUGUUUUUGAAACCAUUACUUAAUACGUCUUUACGUUACUAAUCAUUCAUUAAGGUUCAUCUUUCUUUUACUAUGUCUCUCCAUUGUCGUUUCUUUUAGCCAGAUUUGUUUGCUCUUCUUCAUGUCAUUUGAAAUUUCAAUGGCAUAUACUCAAAUUCUCACUAAAUUUAUAUCUGCGUAGACAUUUCACAUGCGUUCGUAAUUAAUUUCUCUCCAUUUAUUUUUUUAUUUAUUUUUAUUUUUCUGUGCUCGUGUUCAAUCCUAAACUAAUAAUAGUAUUGGAACUAGUUACUUCUUAUACCCGUCAAAGUUAAUCCAUUUCCUCGUCCAGCAGUUAUAUUAUGCAUCAGAAGCAUCAAAAAUAAAUGCUAAAGAGUCAGACGAAUCCGCCAAUAGAUUAUACAUGGCUCCUCAUAUUCUUGCUAUGUCCGCUACUCCGAUUCCGAGAACACUUGCUUUGGCAUUGUAUGGAGACAUGACUCUUACUCAGGUAUACCAAAUGUCUCUGUAAUUUUUCCAUUGCCGUUGUGCUCACAUUUUUCUCAGCUCCUAAUGUCUGCAUUUAAGGCAUCUCAUGAUGGUGUGCAUGAACUGGUACAAGAAGAGGCGUUAGAUUUUCUUUUUCAAUUAUCCUCAUGACUGCGACAGCUCAUUCGUUUCUCUGAGAUGAUCUUUAAAUUAUACCACAACGUUUUUUUUACUCUCUAAUUUGAAAGAAAAAAGAGAAGUAGAAUGACAAUUAUAAAUGAUGUAGACAACUGUAAGUGAUAUGCUCAAAGGACAACAAAUUCAAUCAUCUACUGGCAGUGGAUUACAUGCUCGAAGUUGGAUUAGCAAAGAAGAGACUACUAAAGGUUAUGUGCUUAACAUCAUCUAUUGAUGCAUUUAUGUGUUUAUUAACGGUUUAUGAGUAGCUAAAAAUUAAUGAAUAGUUAAAUAUAUCUACAGAUCAUGCCGAGGACGUAAACAGAGCAUGAGAAUAACCUUCUACAUCAGAUAAUGAUAUAAUAAUAGUUUAAUUAAGCAAUAGGAAGUGCUAAAGACAUAAAUUGAGGAUAUGAAUAAACUUGGCCUUCUGAUCGUGGCAUGUUAUUGAUGUCAAUACUUUUGGCACCCUGCAGCAUAGGGUUUUAGGAAACUCGUCCGUGUUUAGUGAUCCCUCUUUCAUGUCCAAUGAUGCCAGCCUUGCAAAAAACCUACAUAUGUUACUGGGACUCACGCCAAGUUGACAUAAUUAGUGAGAUUUUUUGGGAGCUCAUCGGCAUUUCCGGACAUAAAGAAAUGCAGUGAUGUUAACUAACAAGCUGCCAUAAUGUCCUAUCUAAAAGAGGUUUUGAACUGAUUGGGAAAAUAGUUUUAGAUCUCAUUUAAGAAAGUUUUUUUAUGAAACGCAAUGUUCGAUGGCCUGAUAUUCAAGAUCUCACAAAUUAAGGUUUUUGUGCUGAUGCCACUAUGGACUCAGAGUGGGGAUGUGACAGGAAAGUCUAGCCCAUUGUUGAAGGAGGUACCAGGGGGCUACGAGGCCCGUACUAUACUGAGAAGGAAAUAAGUGCAUAGGGUUAAACUAUCAGGCUAAUUGGCCAGUAUCUUUUGAAGAUAUUUUCUUUAUUUAGGGAAAGUUGGAAAAUAUUUUUAAAAAUUGUUUACGUAAUAACAUAUAAAGGAUAUAUUGCAAUUUUAUAUUUUCUUUGGCACCUGGUUUACUUAAAGAAGGCAGUUUAUGUAAUUUCACAUUCUUUUCAUCUAUGCCCUUCUCACCCUAAGCAUUUUUGAGAGAUCCCUCACUAAAUGUUAUGAAUGUUAAAGCUACAUAAAAGGUGUAGUUUUUAUGUAUAUCCUGCUCGAUUUUCAUAUGGGGUCAUGAAAAUAUGGUGAUUGAUAUCUUGACUGCUUAGAAGACCUUGCUACAGUCUCAUCUAGAUCUGGAAUACUGCGAUAAUGCUUCUCGAUGAUGAUCUUCACACGGUCCCUUUGAGUUAUGUAGAACUCACUGAAACACAUAUGCCUACCAUUCUUUUCGUCAUCUGCACCUCAAUUGAGUUGACUAAAAUUUCCCUUCUAGCAGUCGUUAAAUAUUUAUCUUUGUCGGCCCACUGUUCCAUAUUUGAGAUCUGUCAGUCCUCCCUUUCUCUAAUAGUCUAUGUCCUUCAUGCUCUUAGUAGUGGACCCCUUCUUGUGUUAGCACGCCGCAUGUUUUUCUCCUUUUGCUUCAUUGUUAAAUCCUGUUCCCGGGUCAGAUAUCCUCAUCUACAUUUCACUGAAGUUUUCUUUGUCUAGUCGCAGAUUUUGAUCGUCAUCACUUUGCAACUCUAUGGAUUCAUUGUAUUUUUACGUUUCUUGUUUUGAAUACUUUUUUGGGGAAACUUUAACUCUGGGCAUCAGUAUUUCUAGUCUGAUACAUGAUGUGGAGUCCUCCCUACUCAAUUUCCACCAUACCAUACUGAUAUUAUCUCUUCUCUGAAACAGAUUACAGACUUGCCUCCUGGAAGAUUGCCCAUUGACACUCAUGUUCUACAAAGUGAUGAGGGUGGUUUGGAAAAUGUUUACAAGGUGAUUACGAAUAUUCAUCCUGUUCUAGUUUGUUUGUGCAGGAGCUGUAGUUGGUGGACCUCUCCAUCUUAUGUCUGCCUUGUAGUAAAUAUAAGCUAUCCAUGCCUAAAAGUUACAUUCCACCCUUUCUUUUGAGCAUGUGAGCAGUGAAUCUGGACCCAAAAUGCCCAUGGGAUGGAUGGCCAACUGAUAAAAGCAUACCACAUUGUAAACCCAUACCGAUUGAAUUUUUUUUUUUCUUUUUCGGGUAGCCUUGCAGAACUCUUGGUUUUUUGUGGUGUAGAGGUGAUGUUCCCAUGGACAGCCCACCCAUAUGUUACAGAGCUUUUCGAAAUGAAUGUAUUCACUCCAUCAUUACAUUCUGAUAAUAAUGGAAAUCUGGAGAUUUGGAACGAGAGUUGAUCAGAUGGGAGACAGAAGGUUAGAACUUUGCUAAUGCCAAUGGGAGAUCUGGUCCUUGAGAGAUAUUGAACUUCUUUGCCUCUUACCGAAACCAGUCUAUUAGAAUUAAUUAACUUAAGCUUCUAUAUUGUUUUGAAAGGUUAUCAUAUGAUCUUUUCUUUUGCCCGAAUGACAUUUCUGGGAGUGUAGGGAUCCCUUUCUUGGAUUAUUUCCUUAUUCCUCACACAAUCUUUCAAAUCCAUGUUGCUAUACGACUAAAAAAGGAAAUAUUUUAAUGUUAAUUGUCCUUGCAGAUGAUGUUGGAAGAGUUGCAUGACGGAGGAAAAGUUUACCUUGUGUAUCCAAUCAUAGACGAAUCCGAGCAGUUGCCUCAGCUUCGCGCUGCUGCUGCAGAAUUCGAAUCCAUAUCAGACAGGUUCAAUGGCUACCAAUGCGGCCUGCUGCACGGCCGAAUGAAGAGCGAUGAGAAGGACCAUACGCUCCAGCAAUUUAGAUCUGGAGAAGUCCGGAUCCUUCUCUCCACCCAAGUGAUUGAGAUUGGGGUCGAUGUUCCCGACGCAUCGAUGAUGGUCGUCAUGAAUGCAGAGAGAUUUGGAAUCUCCCAGCUCCAUCAGCUAAGAGGAAGAGUUGGGAGAGGAGAGAGGAAGUCCAGAUGUGUGCUCCUCUCAUCUACUGCCAGCUCCGUUGCCCGUCUGAAAGUCCUCGAGAAGUCGUGUGAUGGGUUUUAUCUGGCAAAUGCCGAUCUUAUUCUCCGUGGCCCGGGGAAUUUGCUUGGCAAGAAGCAAUCGGGCCAUCUUCCCGAGUUCCCAAUCGCUAGAUUGGAGAUCGAUGGAAGCAUUCUGCAGGAAGCCCACCUCGCUGCCUUGGUAAGCUCCUCGAUCUAACUUAGAACAUAGAUCCCAGCUUUUAUGAUCCUUCUUUGCUUGAUUAUCGCUGUUUAUUUGGGAUUGAGGACUUCUGAGUGGUCGGAUUAUCUUAAACCGGUUCUCUGAUGCUACGCAGAGUGUCCUGGGAACUUCAAAUGACCUUCAGAGCUUUCCAAGACUUAGAGCCGAACUCAGCAUGAGGCAGCCUCUGUGUCUACUGGGCGACUGA
Messenger RNA from Spirodela intermedia, 15379 nucleotides. The record is from the annotation of a GenBank genome assembly. Lineage: Eukaryota; Viridiplantae; Streptophyta; Magnoliopsida; Alismatales; Araceae.